AUGGAUAAGAAGAGUAUUAUAGAUGACCAUCAGGUCUCAAAAGAAGAGCCCGGUCAUGGAACAGUGACCUAUCAAGAGACCCAGCGUGGUCUCUCUUCUAGACAAGUGCAGUUGAUGGCGAUCGGUGGCUCUAUCGGAACCGGUCUGUUCGUGGGUAUAGGGUCAUAUCUGCGCGAUACAGGUCCUUUGUCUGUGUUUUUGGGCUACAUGUUCUAUGGGCUUCUGUUCGUCUGGCCUGUCAAUCUUUGUGUUGGAGAGAUGUGUGCGUACUUGCCGAUUCGAGGUUCUAUCUUCGAGCUGGCGGCUAGAUACGUCGAUCCUGCGUUUGGAUUUGCAAUGGGCUGGGUCUAUUUCUAUGGCGGCUUAAUGCUUGUUUGUACAGAAUACUCUGCUGUGGCCACUGUGAUGGGAUACUGGACCACUAGUGUCAACCCUGCGGCUUGGGUCGCCAUGGCGCUGGUUGUUUGCUUCCUGCUCAAUAUCGUCGCGGUGAAGUUUUACGGAGAGAGCGAGUUCAUCAUGGCCUCCACCAAAGUUCUCCUGUUGAUCGGUCUUGUUAUGCUCACCUUCAUUACCAUGGUCGGCGGUAAUCCGAAACACGAUGUUUAUGGAUUCCGGAACUGGACUCAUGGGGUGAUGUACGAAUAUUAUACCGACGGCCCGACGGGACGAUUUCUCGGGCUUUUUUCCGUCAUGGUCUAUGCAGCGUUCUCAGUGGCAGGCCCCGAUCUACCAGCCUUAGCAGCAGGAGAGAUCCAGAAUCCACGCUGGACCAUCCCGCGUGUUGUCAAAAUGACCUUUUACCGAAUUGUAGGCUUCUACGUGGUCGGAGUCCUGGCAGUGGGUAUCAUCUGCUCGCCACAAGACCCUCAUCUCCUAUCUGCCAUCGACUCAGGCGCAGCCGGAUCGAAUGCGUCUCCCUGGGUCAUCGGGAUCCAGAACCUGGGCAUCCACGGGCUCCCAGACCUGAUCAACGUAUUGAUUCUCCUCUCAGGGUGGUCCUGCGGCAACGCCUAUGUCUACAGUUCCAGUCGCACGCUCUAUUCGCUCGCACGAGACGGCCAGGCCCCGAAAUUCCUCCUCAAGUGCAAUUCAGCCGGCGUCCCAAUCUACUGCGUCAUCACCGUCUCGUUUCUCUCCUGCAUCUCCUUCCUCGUCGCGGACACCUCCGCCGUCACCGUUCUCUACUGGUUCAUCGACCUGACCACCUGCGCCUUGAUCAUCACCUACACCAGCAUGGUCUGCGUCUUCCUAGGCUGGUACCGCGCCCUCAAGGCCCAAGGAGUCGACCGAAAGACGGCACUGCCCUGGGCCGCGCCCUGCCAGCCAUACUUUGCCAUCGGGGCCGUGACGAUCGGCAGUCUGAUCACGCUGUUCAACGGGUUCAACGUGUUCUCGCCGUUCAGCGUCCAGGGGUUCAUCACCUCAUACUUCGGGCUGGCGUUCUUCGUCGUCAUGUUCUUGUUCUGGAAGUUGUACCACAAGACGAAGUUUGUCGAUCCCGCGACGGCAGACAUCUACAGCGGAAAAGCUGAGAUUGACGCCGAGUGUCGGAUCUGGGAGGAGGGCGGGUUUGAAGAGCGACGCAAGGCCGAGCUGGCAGAGAUGCACUGGGCUAGACGGAUGUGGGAGAAGAUGUGGUGA
Molecule: messenger RNA, 1644 nt
Organism: Aspergillus pseudonomiae
Lineage: Eukaryota; Fungi; Ascomycota; Eurotiomycetes; Eurotiales; Aspergillaceae
Product: putative proline permease
Exons: 2
Coding region: 1-1644 (547 amino acids)
Biological process (GO): amino acid transmembrane transport
Cellular component (GO): membrane
Molecular function (GO): amino acid transmembrane transporter activity
Source: RefSeq, a predicted model, not a curated record